This is a messenger RNA of Galendromus occidentalis (western predatory mite), 1512 nucleotides long. RefSeq names its product ribosome biogenesis protein WDR12 homolog. The record is from RefSeq and is a predicted model, not a curated record. Lineage: Eukaryota; Metazoa; Arthropoda; Arachnida; Mesostigmata; Phytoseiidae. The coding region runs from base 160 to 1449 and encodes 429 amino acids. Gene Ontology annotation, molecular function: protein binding. Gene Ontology annotation, biological process: ribosome biogenesis. The transcript is spliced from 7 exons.
GAUUCAAAACAAAUACACGCGGUCGCCGCUCCAUCAUCACCUGCGUGAUAUUCGAUGAGAAAGCGCAGUGAGGAGGGCUUCGAUUAAGUGCUUCACGACAGUCCCUUCUGCAUACAGUCGCAUUACUAUUGAGGAGUUCGUGAUCGAGUAGAAGGCGCCAUGGAGUCGGACUCUUUGCAGGCGAGAUUCUUCACGAAAGAAGAAGAGUUCUCACUUCCAGAGGACCCGGUUUCUCUGGAGCUUGACGUCACGCCGGAACAGCUCAGCCUGCUGAUCAAUGAACUCCUGGGCCGUCAGGGGGAUACCUCGGUGGAUUUCGGCUUUCUCAUACGGGACAAUAUCGUUCACAGCACGCUUCGUGAGCAUCUGCAAGAACACGAAAUCAGCGCUGAGACCCUUGUUGAGAUCGAAUACAUCGAGAAAUGUCCCAGUCCCGAGCCCGUCGACAGUUUGCUUCACGAAGAUUGGGUCUCUGGAAUCCAUUGCGCUACGGUUGGAUCUCGGCAAUUAAUCCUUAGCGGUAGCUAUGAUUCUUCUGUGACCGUAUGGUCUGUCAGCGGGAAAAAGCUCAUCUCACUGUCAGGGCAUGCGGGGCCGGUGAAGGCGGUCCGAUGGGUGCAUUCGGACGAGAGGUAUGCCUCCUUCGUGUCCACGUCUCACGACGAAACGGCGAAGUUAUGGCUGUGGGAUCAUCAGAAAAACCAGAUAGAGUCUGUGAUAACCUGUAAGGGUCACCAGAGAAGCGUCGAUUGCGUCGACGUCGAUCUCAGCAAUAACAGGUUCGCCACGGCGGGUUUCGAUAACGUGGUGAAGAUUUGGUCGACGUCAACAGAGGCAACAGAGCUCGACCUCAAAAAGGAUUCAGAGCCUAAGAAAAGCAAACUCGAGCAGCGUCUCCUCACCAGAACGCCUCUAGUGAGUCUCGCGAAUCACACAGAGGCAGUCACGGGUCUCAGAUUCACCACUCCAUCAGAGAUGAUCACCUGCGCGAUGGACUGUACCAUGAAAGUCUGGGACAUCGCUGUGGGCGGGUUCACGAAUAAUCUUUUGGGAUCGAAGCCAUUCCUGGAUCUCUCCUACUCUGCGCUCAAUAACUUGGUGUUGUCAGCCAAUGCCGACAGACACGUUAGACUGUGGGAUACGAGAUCGAAAGAAGGAUCAGUCGUCAAAUCCAACUUCACAUCUCAUACCGGUUGGGUCAGCUCCGUCUGUUGGAGUCCGUCUAUUGAAAAUCAAUUCAUUUCCGCAUCCUACGACAAUAUUCUCAAACUCUGGGAUCUCAGAUCGGCGAAAGCUCCUCUCUACGAUAUGGAGGGGCACGAGGACAAAAUUCUCUGUUGUGACUGGAGUUUGGAAGAGCUCAUGGUGAGCGGAGCAGCUGACAACAAGCUGAAGAUUUUCCGGCAUGCGAACCCUACGUCAAAAUCGAAGCCGCUUGGAAGCUCUUGAAAAUUCUACCUGGGAGAUAUAUUCAGAUGGGGAAUUCAUCGAAUAAAUUCAGCAGCCCAUUCU